Messenger RNA from Danaus chrysippus (African queen), 210 nucleotides. The record is from the annotation of a GenBank genome assembly. Lineage: Eukaryota; Metazoa; Arthropoda; Insecta; Lepidoptera; Nymphalidae.
UUGUGCUACAUAUGUGGAUUAUUAGGUGAUAUUUCUCUUUUACCGGAUAGUGAUCCCAAGCCGCAAACAUGCCGAAAUCGCCGGUGUCAGGUGAUCGAGUCAGCCUUCGUCCUCCGACUGGCCGCCCGGCGCCUGCACAUCCCCGCGUCAACCGUCGUUCAGUUCGAACUGUACCGCCGCGUCCGCCUGACGCGGACUAGUGUGACCUAA